UGGCGGUUUUGGAAGAAAAACAACAGGAAGGCCUAGCUUUUCUUGAUAAUUUCGCGUUUAUAAACAGUUUUCAGCUAGUUUAAGCAGUUCCUCUGGCGAAUAACAAUUAAGAGUCAGUUUGAGAAACGUUUCAUGUCAGGAAGUUUGAGAUUCUUGAUCGUUUUGGUUCAGGAAAGCCAGUAUAAUUUUGUUGAAACUCGGUCCAUACUCUGAAGUAAAAGUUAGCGGAAAUUAUGUUGCUGACAGUUUGCUAUGCCUACCUGACAUUCACUGCCGCCUCUAGGGUAGCCAGGCGAAAGAUGAAGAUACUGAACUUGGUGAGACAGUACGCCCUGGCCUCUGGCUUGAGCUUCAAGUCAGGAAAACCCGAGUAUCUCUGCCACCUGACACAAGAAAUAAGUGCCUCGGUUUUCUGGGAGGAAACGUCGGCGAGUAAGAAGUACACAGAAGUCGUACUGUGGAGGGAGGACGACAACAGGAUGACUAUCAUUCAACCAAAGCCCAAAGUGGACCUGGAUGAAUGGACGUCAUUCAUUGGUUCAGCGAGGCCGUUGACCCCGACGACCCGGGUCAGGUCAGGUCAGGUGCUGCUGCUGCUGGAGGCAACACUUCCUGCCAGAGAGGAUGAUGGGAAGGGUGAGGAGCUGCCCUUGUCACAGUCUGUUCCCCUGACGCGCCUGUCGGAGCCCCUGGCCUGGAGGUCAGGAGACCCUUACGGCCUGUUGGUGUCCACAGAUGUGGAAGGACUGGGAGAGUUAGGACUGGCCUUCAUGGACAGCAGGCUCAAACUGGACGAUGGCAUGGAGGCUGUGCAAAUGAUCUCCGUGGACACCUCUGGAAACUCACAGGAUCUCUUGUCUCUGUAUUCGCGGAAACUCAAGUCACCGGGACAAAAUAACAGUGGGGACAACAAUAAGGAGUUAGGAGGUUUACGUUUAGAUCUGCCGAAUCGCCAACAGUUGCGGGAAGAAAGCACAGAGGUUGAGGGUCAAUUAUCGUGCGGGGAUACACCCAAAGUCCGAAGUGUACAAAACUCAGGACAAGUGGACGACGGGAGUCUACAGGACACCAUGAGCGCAGAAUUUGACGAGCGGGACUCCCCGGAAAUGUUGACGAAACUUCAGGCCAAGCCUCCGAAUAUUUUGGUCUACACGGGGAGCAAGGACAGCCAAACUGAGCGCAACAAGUUUGAGCAAGUGAGGGAGUUUUUGCAGCAGUGCCUUGGACCUGAUCAUUACAUUAUCUACAGGUUAAAACAUGACCAGGUUCUAAGCCAUCCAUGGGCUGAAAACACCAUCCUACUUGUAGCAGCAACACAGGAACAGUUUGAGGAUUCGGUGAACCAGAAGUUUGAGAAGUUUGUCGAGGAUGGGGGAAGGCUUCUCAGCUUCUGCUCGCAUUUUAAUAUGGGACUGGACGUUCAGCCGCUACCGUUCUUAUCAGGGGAAGUCGGCGUACACAGCAUGGUGUACCGGCCGCUGGAGGGCGCGGCCACGGAACUGAAGGUGUACGUGACGGGACGGUGCUACACGCCGCGGCUGAAGGCCCACCAGGGCAGCACGGCGUUCAAGGUCAUUGGGACCAUGAAGAGUGGGAACCAGCCGGUGAUUUUACACGCCUAUGCUGGGUACAAGGGUGGAAGGGCUAUUCUGUCACAGGUACAUUUAGAGAUGAGUCCUACAGAAGAUGAUGUAAAAGGUACAGAGAUGUUCACCCAGCUGAAGAAGUCCAACCCACAGAGGUACCAGGUGUUACAGGACCUGCUGACUACCCUGGGCAUGACUUGUUCCCAGGGUACCCAGACAGCCCUCACCCCCGCACAGCUACUAGUGACAGAAGAUGCCUUACAAGACACUGUUGUUCAAGCCAUCUCCUCCCAUCUUGAUGAGAAUAAUGCCCUAAGAGGAGGCAAAGUGAGCCUGUUGUUUGUGGAUGGGGACACAGAGGCCAAUGCUGCAACGCCAGAGGAGCUGCCAGUCUUGGUAGGGGGCGCUGCUGAGAGUUUCAACUGGCAGGUGUACCAGGAGAACCUGCAGACUGGAACUCUGGGAAAGGUCGUCCUCUACACAGAGGUCAUACCAACCACAAUGACAGUACUGGAUAGAUUGUCCAGUUGUGUUCCAGAGGACACAGGGUUGAUAGCAAUUGCUCACAGGCAGACCAGUGGCCAAGGUCGAGGUGGAAAUGUAUGGCUGAGUCCGCUGGGUUGUGCCAUGUUCACCCUACAUGUACGGAUCCCUCUCCAGUCAGAACUGGGACACAGACUGCCCUUCAUACAGCACAUCAUGUCCCUGGCUGUGGUGGACAGUGUCAGGACACUACCUGGCUAUCAGGACAUUGACCUGCGGCUGAAGUGGCCCAAUGACAUCUACUAUGGAGACAGUAUGAAGCUGGGAGGAGUCAUUGUCAACUCCAGCAUAGUGGGGAACAACUGUAGUGCUUUUAUUGGAUGUGGCUUCAAUGUGAGUAACAGCAACCCCACCAUCUGUAUCAAUGACCUGGUGAAACAACACAACAAACUCCACAACACAAGCCUACCAGAGUUUACUACUGAGGAGCUCAUCGCACACGCAGUAACAAUCACGGAGGAGAUCAUACAAGAGUUCCAGGAGAAUGGCAGUGAUUCAUUCUUACAGAGAUAUUACAGCAGGUGGCUUCACAGUGAACAGAAGGUACACCUGAGCAGUGAGGAGGGCCCAGAGGCGACUAUCCUGGGUCUGGACGACUCUGGCUUCCUGUCCGUGGUGAAGAACGGAGGCGAGAUUGUCAGCGUCCAGCCAGACGGGAACACCUUUGACAUGCUCAGGAACCUCAUCACCAUCAAGUCUUAGGCCACAUUGACGUAAUUCUAUGGAUGACAUCCUCUGAAGACCCCCAAACUAGUGCGUGCAGGCGAAUAAAAAAAAUCAGGU
Branchiostoma belcheri (Belcher's lancelet) is the source of this 2912-nucleotide messenger RNA. Its product is annotated as biotin--protein ligase-like. The record is from RefSeq and is a predicted model, not a curated record. The transcript is spliced from 11 exons. Gene Ontology annotation, cellular component: cytoplasm. Gene Ontology annotation, molecular function: biotin--[biotin carboxyl-carrier protein] ligase activity. Bases 234 to 2831 code for a protein of 865 amino acids. NCBI's taxonomy places the organism in Eukaryota, Metazoa, Chordata, Leptocardii, Amphioxiformes, Branchiostomatidae. Gene Ontology annotation, biological process: protein modification process.